Crotalus tigris (Tiger rattlesnake) is the source of this 7663-nucleotide messenger RNA. RefSeq names its product pecanex 2 (gene PCNX2). NCBI's taxonomy places the organism in Eukaryota, Metazoa, Chordata, Lepidosauria, Squamata, Viperidae. The coding region runs from base 410 to 6031 and encodes 1873 amino acids. The transcript has 32 exons. Gene Ontology annotation, cellular component: membrane. The record is from RefSeq and is a predicted model, not a curated record.
ACACACGCGAAGCAUAUGUGAACGGGUACAGUUAAGGGCUGCAAGUGAUUAGCAAGGAAACGGGACACAAACACAGAAGGGGAAAUACGUUUCAAUCACGGAAUACGCUUCAACCAUAGCAGCGUGUUGUUCCCCCGCAGCAGCGUAAUCUGUCAUUAGAAAGAUUUUGGGGGUGGGGCGGAGGGCGGAGUCGAGAAGGGCACCGCCUCUGCUUUUGCAUCCUUGGGUGGCAGGAGACACGGUUGGUGGAUCGGGCUCCCCGCAGCAUGAUGGGAAAAUCCUUCUAGCAUCCGGCAUGGAGGUUGGGGUGAUGCCCGGCGCCGAGAAGCAUCUACCCAGGGGGAGCUGCCGCCCCAAGCAACGGCAAGGAGAUUGAGCCCGGCGGCCUUGUUUCGUGCACGGCUUGACGAUGGUAUCCCAAGCAGUGCAGCUGCUCCGGCAGGGAGUAUGGGCGGCGUUGACCGGAGGCUGGUACCACGAUCCGGAGCAAAGUAAAUUCACUAACAGCUGCCAUCUCUACCUCUGGCUAUUCUUGCUGCUUCUGCCCAUGGCGCUGCACUUGGCAUGCCCCCCCACUACCAUCACGGCUGUCAUCUACUGUGGUUCUGUGACCUUAUUUUUUAUGAUCAUAAAGGUGAUCACUUAUCGCCUGCACCUGAUGUUUGACGAAGGAGAGAUGAUUCAACAAAAAUUCCCUUGUAAGGAAGGGAAACAAAAUAAAAAAUGUAAAAGAGAUAAUGCAAUUCAGCAUAAAAAUCUCAGCAAUAACACGAGGGACAGUGGUGCAGAGGAGACCAAGCAUAAUGGGUCAACACCCACUAUCCACAGUAGCAUCAAAGGGCAGGCUACCCUCUCUCAUUACCCUUCGGGAAACCUGAAUCUGCCAGCUCAAGAAACCAUCGAAGAUCUGAAAGGAGUACUGGUUUCAGAAGAACAACCUGUCCCACCAGUAUUAUUGACCUCACCCUGCAUCAAAGCUGACAUUUUGCCUGCUUCUAUGACAAGUAUGCCAAGUUCUACUACACCAGCAAUAGUGGACAAGCCGAAUGCUAUGGAGACUGUUAUCAAUGGUGGAACAAAUGAAAAAGAAGAGAAGGCACAACCAUCUAACUAUAGUGGAGAAGAGGAUGCUCCUCUGGAUAAAGAUGUGGUUGUUAAAACAUUGCCAAAUCUUUCUUUGUCCCAGUGUGAUAUUUUAAAAACACGCAUUUCUUUUGAGCCUUGGAGUACAGACAGUCCUGUCCUCUUUUCGGAGAAUUUAAACGAUCUUACGUGUUUAAGGAAAGAGAAUUUAUUGGAUGGGUCAGCUCAAGACAGCACUGCAAGCGGUUUCCCUCAGUGCAAUUCUAUGGAAACGAAGAGAUUUGCAGAAAGAGAUUUGGAUGACUUAAAAGCAGAGUUUGAUGAAUCAGAAAGUGAGAUAACUGUUGCACUGGUGGACAGUUCUCAUUCUGGGGAUCCAUUCACGUUACAUGAACCCAUUAAAAUAGUUAUCACCAUGAGUAGCACCCAUAACUCAGCUACUGAUUUGGAGGGCUUACCUCACAUGAAAUUGUCGAACUCUAAAAAAUCUGGUUCAGAUCCAGAAUCUGCUGUGGCUGCAACAGUUCAAGAUAGUAAACAAAGCAACAAUCCAAUGAUAAUCCCUGUCAUUACUUUUGAUCUAUCUGAGGACAAUGGAGGCCAUGCUUUUCAAGAAGUAAGUGAAAGCUUAAGAACCCCAGAGAAUUUAAAUGUCAAUGCAUCGUCUAACCAAUGUUCCGGCUAUGAAUCUGGUGAACAAGACAAUAUUGGAAAGGAAAACAGUGACAAUCCCUCAAACAAUCCCUCAAGCCAUGAAGAAAUAAUUAUGUGUCCUGAAAAUGCUUCUGAAAUUCUAGAAGACCCAGAAGAAGGCCAGUGGAAUUUGGAAGUCCCCUUAUAUAAAACAGCUCAUGAGAAGAGACAUGCUCGUGUUCUCAGUGUGGAUAGUGGGACAGAUGUGUUUUUAAGUAAGAAUUCAUCAGAGACUGUUAGUGCAAAAGAAAAACUUAUGCCCACAUCAAAAUCCGACCUGGAAGCUAAAGAAGGGCAGAUACCAAAUGAAUCAAAUUUCUUGGAAUUUGUUUCACUGCUGGAAUCCAUCAACACUUCAAAGCCAACAGCACCAGAAUUGAAAGCAGAGCCUGCGAAAGAUAAAGGGCUUGCUGGAGAUGGCUUUUUAAGAGAGAAAAAAGAGGGUGCAUUGACAACAGGAAAAAAUUGUGCAGAAAAAGAAAAUCAUGGUUCCUGUAAACAGGAGAAAACCGAGAUGGAAACUCAGGAUUGUAUUAAUGUUAAUCCAGUGAUCCCAGAGUCAAUAAAGUUCACUGCCCAUUACCAGAGCACCAGACAACGACAGAUUAUUUAUCGGGUAACUUCACAGCCAGACAGUUCCCUCUUGCAAGUCAUAAGUGGGCCGGAAGCAUCUGUGCAAGAAGAGAUGUCCGUGGAUGCAAUGCACAUCUAUUCCUUCAUAGAUGGAAAUGGAGAAAUGAAGUCCUUGUACUUAAGGAGUCAAGCAGAAGGAAAUAUUGAAAAUUCGCCCAUCUAUGAUUACAUCUCCAAUCCACAUGAAAUCCAUUUUAGCUCCUCUAGUACAACUACCUCAGAGAUCCAAGAAGCAUCUUCUGGAGAUCAUGGGCGAAGGGCACGGCAACAGCAGUUCUUAUUGAUGCUGGCACGGGGAGCUCUUUCUGAAACCCACCGGCAUUUUAGUGAAGACCUUGAGGAUUCUUCAUGCUCAUCAGCUCAAAGAAAAAUUAAUAGACAGUUUUACAAAUUUAUUGUAUUUCCUGGCAAAUGGAUAAAAAUCUGGUAUAAUCGACUCACCUUGCUGACAUUGCUGGACAGGACAGAAGAUGUCAAGGAGAAUGUUUUGGCAGUUCUUCUAGUAAUCCUUGUUUCUUUUCUUGGCUUUCUAAUCAUGAACCAAGGUUUUUGUAAAGACAUUUGGGUGCUCCUGUUCUGUCUUAUUAUGGCAAGCUGUCAAUACUCUCUUCUAAAGAGUGUUCAGCCUGAUCCUGCCUCACCUAUACAUGGCCACAACCAGGUGAUAAUAUACAGCCGGCCUAUAUAUUUUAGCAUAUUGUGUGGCCUUAUUCUAUUGCUAGAUGCAGGAUCUAAAACCAGAAAUUCCUUCAUUUAUACAGUUUAUGACCUGAAGAUAUCACCUGAAUCAUUUCAGGUAAUCAGGGACCAUGUAAUAGGAUUUUUAUAUUGCUUUCCUGUGAUUUCUCUUCUUGGUCUUUUCCCACAAAUCAACACAUUCUGUAUAUAUCUCCUUGAACAGAUAGAUAUACUGGUGUUUGGUGGUUCUGCUGUUGCUGGACUGUACUCUUCAUUCUACAGUAUUUGUCGAAGCUUUAUUGCUGUAAUUGUCCUGUACACAUUCUGCUUCAAUGCAGUUAAGGAACCAUGGGAUGCUCAACAUAUUCCUGCACUGUUCUCUGCCUUUUGUGGACUUUUAGUGGCACUUUCUUAUCAUCUGAGCAGGCACAGCAGUGAUCCAUCUGUCUUAGUGUCUCUUAUUCACUGUAAAUAUUUUCCUCACCUUGUAAAGCAACAUUUUGAAGAACCACAAGUUGAUCCACUCCCUGAGAAAAUGAGAGAAUCAGUGAGGGAAACCUUGAGAUCAGAUCUCAUCGUGUGCUCUGUGGCUGCUGUGCUCUCCUUUGCAGUCAGCGCCAGUACCGUUUUCUUAUCAUUAGGGCAACUACUCAGCCUGGUGCUUUUCAUUUUUGCGUGGACUGUGGGAUUCAUAACACACUACAUACUUCCUCAACUUCGCAAACAUCAUCCAUGGAUGUGGAUAUCCCACCCUAUCCUUAAAAAUAAGGAAUAUCGGCAGAGAGAAUUAAGAGCUGCUGCUCAUUUAAUGUGGUUUGAGAGACUGUAUGUUUGGCUUCAGUGUUUUGAAAAGUACAUCUUGUAUCCAGCCAUAAUACUGAACUCCCUCACCAAUGAUGCUUUUUUAAUCAGCAAAAACAAGAGGAUUACCUCACACUGUGAUAUCUUUCUAAUUACAAUUGCGGGAAUGAAGCUACUGCGGUCCUCAUUUUGCAAUCCCAUUCAUCAGUUUGUUACAUUAAGUUUCACCGUCAUCUUCUUCAAGUUUGAUUACAAAGGUUUCUCCGACAACUUCUUAUUCAAUUUCUUCAUUAUGUCAAUUGUGUUCAAUAAGCUGUGGGAUCUACUACAGAAAUUACAGUUCAUAAUGACUUAUAUUGCUCCUUGGCAAAUUGCCUGGGGCUCAUCUUUCCAUGUGUUUGCUCAGCUCUUUGCAAUACCUCACUCUGCAAUGCUUUUCUGUCAGACUCUGGCUACUGCAAUCUUUUCUACUCCCUUGAGCCCAUUUCUAGGGAGUGUCAUUUUUCUCACAUCGUAUGCCAGACCAGUGAAGUUCUGGGAAAGAAGUUACAACACAAAAAGAGCGGACCAUUCCAACACAAGAUUGGUACUCCAGAUUGAAAAGGAUGCAGGAAAUGAUGAUAACCUGAACUCCAUCUUUUACGAGCACCUAACGAGAUCUCUGCAGGAAACCCUUUGUGGAGAUUUGAUUCUUGGACGCUGGGGAAACUACAGUUCCGGAGACUGCUUUAUUUUGGCAUCUGAUUACUUAAAUGCUUUUGUUCACUUGAUAGAAAUUGGAAAUGGUCUUGUCACAUUCCAGCUCAGGGGGCUAGAAUUUCGAGGGACUUACUGCCAGCAGAGGGAAGUGGAGGCUAUAACCGAAGGAGAUGAAGAUAAUGAAAAUUGCUGCUGUUGUAAAUCAGGCCACUUCCCUCACUUGCUCUCAAGCAAUGCAGCUUUCAACCUUCGAUGGCUGACCUGGGAAAUAACACGGACUCAGUACAUUCUAGAAGGGUACAAUAUUAUUGACAACAGCGCAGCCACCAUGCUGCAAGUAUUUGACCUGCGAAGGAUACUCAUUAGAUAUUACAUAAAGAGCAUUAUAUAUUUUACUGCAAGCUCCCCCAAAAUCCUAUCCUGGCUAAGAGAUGAAUCAUUCCAGAAGACACUGCAGCCAUUCUCCAAAUGGCAUUAUAUUGAGCGUGACCUUGCCAUGUUCAACAUUAACAUUGAUGAUGAUUAUGUCCCUUGCCUUCAAGGAAUCACCAGAGCAAGUUUCUGUAGUGUUUACUUAGAUUGGAUUCAGUUUUGUGCUGGGAAAAGAGUAGAGCCUGUAGAGUGUGAUGAAGAUUCUCCUUUAGUAACCCUUUCCUUUGCAUUGUGCAUUCUUGGUAGAAGAGCACUGGGAACAGCAUCACACAAUAUGGCCAUCAGCUUAGACUCCUUCCUCCACGGCCUCCAUGCCUUGUUCAAAGGAGAUUUUCGAAUUACAUCAAGAGAUGAAUGGGUAUUUGCAGAUAUGGACCUCUUGCACCAAGUCGUUGCUCCUGCAAUUAGAAUGUCAUUGAAACUACAUCAAGACCAAUUCACUUGUCCAGAUGAAUAUGAAGAUCCUGCUAUACUUUAUGAUGCAAUUCAGUCCUUUGAAGAGAAAGUUGUGAUUUGUCAUGAAGGGGAUCCUGCGUGGCGCAGUGCCAUCCUCUCAAACAAAGAAGAGCUCCUUACUUUUAGGCAUGUGGUAGAAGAAGGAACGGAUGAAUAUAAAGUUAUCAUGCUCCACAAAAGCUACUUAAGCUUCAAAGUAAUCAAGGUUAACAAGGAAUGUGUCAGAGGGCUCUGGGCAGGACAGCAACAGGAACUGAUUUUUUUACGCAAUCGUAACCCAGAACGAGGCAGCAUCCAAAACAAUAAACAGGUGUUGAGGAACCUGAUUAAUUCUUCAUGCGACCAGCCUCUGGGCUACCCCAUGUAUGUUUCUCCUUUGACCACAUCCUAUGUAGGCACUCACAGAGAGAUGAAAAAUCUCUGGGGUGGACCGAUAAGUCUCGACAGCAUCAAAGGAUGGUUCAGAAACAAGUGGCUUAGGAGCCCUUCCUUUCAGAAGUUGAAGCACAAUAGAGAUGCAUCCAUUCCUAUUGUAUUCUCAUUGCAUCUGGAUUGAACUGAGCAUCCUACAUAUUCAAUGAACAUGGCGCCUUCAUUAUAUUUAGCCAGUCGCUAAUUGAAAGAAAUUCACUGUAAUUAUAUAUAUACAGUUCUGUUAGAUAUAUAUUAUAUACAGUUUUGUCAGAACUAUAUAUAGCAUAUAUAUAGUUUCAGGUUUUCUGAAUUUUUGUAUAACAUUUCCACUGAACAUCAACAGCAAGUAAGAAAAGGAACCUGCGGUAUAAUAUGCUAGUGGCAAAGAUUUGUAAAACUUGACAAACAGAAAGGAGGCAAGUACAUUAUUGUAGAACAGUAUGUACCUCCAGAGGAAUAUUGUUUUUUUCAUCCUCUAUAGCUCCAUCUAUCACCAAAUACCAGCUAUUCUGCACCUUCCAAUAAUGUUGCAGUAUUUUAUCAUUUAGAUGGACUGAGAGUGAAUGCCAUGAUGCAGAAUCAUCUGUUACCACUCUGUUGACACUGAACCAAAUUCGCCUUUGACAAAUAACAAAGUAAUACAUUUCAUCAAAUGACCUGAAUUGCAGAAUUUGUAGAAUCUAUUCUACUUGCAGUGAAUUUCUCAAUUUACUAUGGAACUGGGUCAUAGGGUUAAUAAUGACAUAUGAAAUAGCCAGGCAAAUUUGUCACUUAAGAUUUUAUUUCCCAGCAUUUGAUUUUUCAGAAUUAAAAUAUCUAGACGAGUUGAAGAGUUUUGCAACUAUUCAGAAACAGAAAUAAAAGAGAUCCUAAAUGACCCAUGUUCUACAAACUAAGAACCAAAAUGGACCUCCCAACUUUUCCUGUGACUAUUUUCAGUGAGGAUAAUAACAACUUAAAAGAGAGGAGGAAAAAAUGCAGGCCUUAAACAUCUUUAUUCCCUAUGCUAACAUUCUAGUUAUAUUCUGAACAUGGCAGCGUAUCUUUUUUAAAAAAAUAGAUUGUCCUGGUAUGGGACUUCUACAUCACACAUAUUAAUAGUGCAGAUCAUAGCAUGGGAUCUAGAGCAGAAACUGGAGAUCUGGGAUCCAUCAAAUAUUGCUGAAAAACAACUAUCUUAACCCUAACAUUUGCCACCAAUGAUGCUGACUGGAGCUGUUUGGGACUGACAAUUGUAAUUCAGCAAUAUUUGGAGGUCCCACAUACAAUUAGAAUGUGAGGCUAAGGUCAUGUUCAAAUUUCCACUCAGCCAUGCAGCUUAUUGUUUUUCAUCCACUUACAUAUUUUAAUCUAAACUAGCUCUGAAAAUAAAAUGAGGAAGGGAACGACUAGAUAGUGAGCUGCUUAGAAAUAGGAUCAAAGAAAAAUGUAGGGGGGAAACAUUGUCAGGAGGUAUGUCCCAAGUGCAAAUUCCAUUACCACUGCAUUUCAACACUGUUUUUGAUAUGAAAUAUUUCACUCAUACCCAGUGGAAUAUUGAAUGUGCAACUUGCACAGCUCAUUGUUGUUAUUGGCCAAAAUAUUAUAUGUUUCAUAUGAGCCCAGUAUGAAAGCUGAUAGAGAUAUGUCGAUGAACAUCUGUCUUUCCCAUAAUUUGCCAAAGAAAUGUAAAGCAAUUCUGAGAGUAAAACUUUCUAUUAUAUUUUUCAAAGAACGGUCUUUCUGGUCCAGCACUGUGUUCCCACUGUGGAAAACAAAGACAUUAGAAGCAAAG